AUGCGCCCUGGUGAUAUACCACGAGGGUCCGAAAGGGCCGUUGCGUGGACUGCUCUCGACAGCGGUUGGCAACGCGAGGCAAAUUUGCACGGCGGCUGUGCUCCCGGACAGCACGUGGAGAGAGACGCCCGACUAACGGUACUUCGGAACGCAAGCUCACGGGAAGAUGGCAGCCGCCCUGGUAGCAGCCACGGGCAGCCACCACGGCUUGGUGACUGCCAACGCGACACGGGCAUAUUCCAUAUUUACAACCAGAGACCGGCUGCGAAGCUGAUCCGCUCUCUCUCUCUCUUGUGGUACGAUAAGGGGUCGGCUGGGAGUUGGUCAUAUGGCCUUCCCCUGGACCGCAGUUGCGUCAACGACGAAGGCGCGUGGACAUCCAUGCAAAGUUCUUUAAUGUCCCCUGAGGGGUUGUUUAUCGUGAUGAAGGCCGCCGCAUUGACGGGAUAUUCGGCGCAUGGCCUCGACGUCGGACACGUCGUUCUCGACGCUCUCGGUGAGCGAUGGACUAUCGAGCUCUGCCAGCGCGACUAUCUUUCCGUAGUCUACAGUGGAAGGACCUAG
This is a messenger RNA of Anthostomella pinea, 564 nucleotides long. The record is from the annotation of a GenBank genome assembly. NCBI's taxonomy places the organism in Eukaryota, Fungi, Ascomycota, Sordariomycetes, Xylariales, Xylariaceae.